AUGACGAGGAACAAGAAGCCGUCCGAGAUCGCGGAGCUCCUGAACCGGGACACAUCCACCCUGACUAGGUUGCUCUGUAUGAAGACAGCUGCAAAGAAGCAGGGCAGACCAGAAGUUCUGAGUGACGCAGAGGUGGAUAUGUUGGAGCGACGCCUGAAUCAACUCAUUGUCAAGGCUGAUGGUCGAAGCACGGUCACAGUGGAGGCUCCCAUGAAGGCCACCAAGUGCAAGGCAAGCAGGAAGUCGGUCCUGAAGGCCUUGCACAAGCGCAACAUCGAAAAACGGGUGCUGACUCCUGAGGACGUGAAGGCCAGGCUCGCGUUCGCGAAGAAGUACGGGAACAAGACGAGGGACUGGUGGCUUCACAAUGUACACGCCCUCAUCGACGGCAAGCACUUCGAGGUCUACCGUGCGCUUGUGCGUGGGAAUGUGAAGCCCAAGGGAAAGGGCCUACGGCACAAUACGGGUGCAAAGGGCGUGGUGUUGCACGUGGGUGUGGGCAAGGGCAGGGUGGUGACAGUGCAUGAAGUCCUUGGGCGCUGCACGGACCUUCUACGAGCCACCGUGGACCCUGAGCUGCUUGCGGCAAGCCUGGCCAAUGUCAUUUGCUUUGGGUCAAACAAAACGGCCCGUGUGCCAAUGCUGGCUGGCAUCACCAACGUGGGCAAGAGCAUGAUCUUCGACCCGGUGGUCUUUGUCUUCUGCCGGCAGGCUGUGGAUUUUUGCCCAGCGCUUGGUGCAUCUAUGGCCUUGAGCUCCCUGGCAACCAACAGGUCGCCUACCGUCCCUCCUGUGACCUUCAAGAAACUCUUUGCAGGGCAAUAUUUGCGUCUCCAGGUGAGUCAAGCCAAUCAUGACGGCAACCCGGACUUCAAAUGGAGCCGCGGUGCUGCGAUGACUGCCCCGCUGGAAGGCUUGUGGGACGCCGUGCUCCCUGUCUCCAGUGAGGAUGUCUGCCACACGCAGUCCCGCAUCAUCCAAUUCGAGGUGCUGGCAAGCGUCGGACCUUGGCUCAUCCUCUAUUAUCACAAGUUGGUUGACUGGGACGAGCCGUGGCAGCCCGAGCUCAAUGGUGAUUGGCCUUCGACUGCCUACCUGGCCCAAUGGGCUGCACGACGUGUGGAUUGCAAACCAUCGAGUUAUUUCGAGUUACUCCUGAGUACUACAGGGUUUACAGGCACAUUUGGCCUACUCACAAGAGGGGCAGAGCCUUCCCGAAUCAUGUCAAGAAUGCAGGAGGCGGUGUCUUACCCUUGCAGGGCCAACGGCUCUGUAACUAUCUGGUUCAGGGAAUGGCAUGUGCAGGCAGAUAACUGUUCUCUCGAGCAACUUGCGAGGCAGCGCACUUGGCUGAUAUUCCUGCGCUGCUGGCCAUCCCCCUGA
This is a messenger RNA of Symbiodinium sp. CCMP2456, 1383 nucleotides long. Lineage: Eukaryota; Dinophyceae; Suessiales; Symbiodiniaceae. The record is from the annotation of a GenBank genome assembly.